UAUAUAUUUAACAUUUACCUGUAUGGUUGAAUUUAACAGUUAAAUUCAACACUAAGAUAAGAUAUUUUAUAAUUCUUUGCUAAACAUUACUCUCAGAAAAUGCAUUGAAUGAUUUUGUGACUUUUUAAAUCUGGCAUUACUCAAAUGGGUUUAAACUGGGAAACUAAGAUGACAUUUUACAAACAUCUUAUAUAAAACGAUGAAACUGUUCUUCCCACAUCACACCUGAUUACUGACGGGUGUUCUUCCUGCGACCUGGGAUGUGGAAGUUUGGUCCUGCUGAGGGGAGGCUGUAGUAUUGCGGUGUCUCUUUAAAGGAAGGGGGAGUGUAGCAGGGGACAGAGGACCGAGAUGAAUAGAAGGCACCAGAACCACCUACCAUGACCAAGUGCGCUGUAAAUGUAGGACAGAAAUUCGAGUGGACCACAAGCGGAUCGUCGGGUGACAGAUUCGGGGAAAUAAAAACAUGUUGGGAUGCGCCUCGCCGCCUGACUCCAGCGUUUUCACCCGCGGCACCACAUGCGAUCAUGGGCGCACAGGAGAAGUCUUUAUCCUCCCAAACAUUUCUUGCGUUUUGAGGCGGAAGAGAAGAGUGGCAGCAGAACGCGUCCCCGUGCUCUCCGAUUAUCAAUGGUAGGCAUUGCAUAAUUCACCCUUAUCCACCGGAGCCGUUUGGUUCCUCCUCUGUGGGAAGAGAGGGGGGGACGCCAGAAAGCAAAAAAAAAAGAAAAAAAAAGAAAAGAAAAACCCGACUCCAUCCUGUGGCUGCCUCUUUUUUUUUUUUGGUGCUGCCUUGCACAAUUGUUUGGCAAUGCCCUCUUCUCUCUUAGGAAGGACUUGCGGACAGUAGCCGGGGGGAAUGAUGCAUUUGACGCUGGAUGUGUGCUGCAUUCAGGGAGAUUCGCCAGUGAUCGCGGCUCAGGCAGGAACAGCGAGUGCGGAGGGCCUGGGAAGCACCCAGCCCCACGAUCUCCCCCUUUUCCUCCCCCCCUGCAGGACCAUGCUUGCGUGAGGGAUGAGGCUGUGCACGGGGACACCAGGCCAGAGCUGCGGCCUACUUCUCACAAGAGCCGGUCUCCCGACUGCAAGACCCGUGAACACAUCACCGCCACCAUCAAAUCAGCAUCUUUGGUCAUCAGGUAGAUCCAGGAGCAUGAGCAGGACUUUGAGCUGCGGGAGCAGAUGUCUGGGUAUAAGCGCAUGCGGCGGCAGCACCAGAAGCAGCUGAUCGCCCUGGAGAACAGGCUAAAGGCCGAGAUGGAUGAGCAUAGGCUCCGGCUGCAGAAGGAACUAGAGACACAUGCGAACAACACUUACAUUGAGCUGGAAAGACUGGCCAAGCGGCACGCUGCUCAAACGGACAAAGAGAUGAAGUCAGUCGCAUCAGAAGAGCGGAGGAUCCAGCAACAGAUUGUUGCUCAGCAGAAGAGGGAGCUGACGUCUUUCUUAGACAGCCAGAAGAAGGAGUACAGGCUUUGCAAAGACAAGAUCAAAGAAGAGAUGAGUGAGGACCCUUGCACACCCAAGGAGGAGAAGCAGGAGCGUCUGUCCAGGCACAAAGAAACAAUGCAGCGCUCUCAGGCCGAGGAGGAAGCUCACCUGCUGGCCCAGCAGAGGCUGGUCUACGACCGGAGCUGCAGGGCCCUCAAACGCCGGAGUGUGUUCAGGAAGCAGGAGUUUGAACAGGAGCAACUGAGAGAGGAGCUGAACAAGAAGAGGACCCAGAAGGAGAUGGAGCAUGCCCUGAUGAUCCGGCAGGACGAGUCCACACAGGACCUGGAGCGCAGGCAGCUGCACAUGCUGCAGAAGCUGCGCAUUGAGCUCAUGCGGCUGCAGCAUCAGACGGAGCUGGAGAACCAGGAGGAGUACAACGGCCGGCGGCAGAGGGAGCUGCACAGGAAACACAGUCUGGAGCAGCGGCAGCAGCCCAGAAACCUCAAGGCGCUGGAGAUGCAGAUCAAGAAACAGUUCCAGGACACGUGCAAGGUGCAGAACAAGCAGUACAAAGCUCUUCGGAACCAUCAGCUGGAGGUCUCCCCCAAGGGCGACCACAAGAACAUCCUGAGAUGCCUGAAAGAGGAGCAGACGCGCAAGCUGGCCGUGCUGGCCGAGCAGUACGAGCAGAGCAUCAACGAGAUGAUGGCGUCACAAGCGAUGCGACUGGACGAGGAGCAGGAAGCCGAGUGCCAAGCUCUGAAGCAGCAGCUGAAGCAGGAGAUGGAGCUGCUGGACGCCUACCAGAGGAAAACCCAGUCGCAGAUGGAGGCCCAACACGAGCGGGAGCAGCAGAAACUGGAGCAGAAGGUCUCCAUACGCAGAGCGCACCUUGAACAGAAGAUUGAGGAGGAACUGGCCGCUCUUCAGAAGGAGCGUACCGAGAGGAUCAAGCACUUGUUGGAACGUCAGGACAGAGAAAUGAACGCCUUUGACUCAGAGAGUAGAAGUCUCGGCUUCGGAAGCCUGGGAUCUCUGGACUUCGCCAAAGAAGACGACAGAUGAAAGUGGACUUAUCUCUGGAGGAGAACAUAUCCACGCCCCCUUUUCACGUCCACCCCGCCGCUUGUCGCGCCACCCCCCUCCCCCCCUCCCCCACGGUGACGAAGCUGGAUAACUUUCUCUUAUUGCUUUUCUUCUCUCGCAGAUAUUGCAUCUUUGAAUCGAGGGUGUCUCGUGCAAUGAGAACUUCUUUUGUGAAACUUGAAGGGGGAAGUAAAACAAAAGAAGCAGCAACAACAACAACAACAACAACAACAACAACAUGUCAAUAAAAAUCAAACCUAGUCAGUGUAACUCAAAACCUACGUGUUCAAAACAAAACAACAGACUCUUUUUUCUUUUGGUUUUCCUCCAUGCCAUUUCCUCCUUUUGGUAUGAAAUGAAUAAAUCAGGAAAUUUUAGUAAAAUGGGCACUUUGAUAUGUUUAAGUAGAAACCCAUCAUGUUCAUAUGAUGCUAAAUGUGUGUGUUACAUGGAGGGACGUUGUGGAAUGUGAGCUGCGGACUCCCCCGUGGUGUUAAGCUGCUUUGUCUUUUAAGUUACGAGGUUAAUUUCAUUUAGUUUGAUUUAUUUUAUGCUCUGAAUGUGGAUAAUAUUACUGUAUGGGGUCACUGGAUAAAGUCAGAGUUUAUUCAUUUUUACUUUUAUUUAUUUUUUUAUAUUUUCUUCCAUAUUGUGCUUAUGCA
Messenger RNA from Platichthys flesus (European flounder), 3182 nucleotides. RefSeq names its product TAO kinase 3b (gene taok3b). Lineage: Eukaryota; Metazoa; Chordata; Actinopteri; Pleuronectiformes; Pleuronectidae. The transcript has 8 exons. Gene Ontology annotation, biological process: execution phase of apoptosis. The coding region runs from base 1183 to 2499 and encodes 438 amino acids. The record is from RefSeq and is a predicted model, not a curated record.